UAGAUCCUUUAGACACCUCUCAUCACUUCACGGUGCACCUAACACACCCCCAUCUUCAAAACAUCUUGCCCACAAGAUCUGGGAUCUAGGGUUCCUUCGGGAGAUAUCUAAGGAAUAUUAGGCAUGGGUUGAAUACUGGCUCCUAGUUGUUUCUUGAGGCACAAUACAUGGAAAGUGGGGUACAUAUGGGAUUGUUUUGGGAGAUCCAAACAAUACACCACUUCCCUAUGCUAUGAAGGACAUGAAACGAUCCAUAGUACCUCAGCAAAAGCUUGAGGUUCCGUCAAGCUGCCACUGACAAUUGCCGAAAGAUCCAUUUCAUCCUUGUGAAGACGAUGAAAAAAUUCUUGAUCCUGAAAUAUCUUAUCUCAGUACAAUUGGAGCCUGGAUGUAUCUUGCAAAUUGCACUCGGCUUGAUAUUGCAUUUUCAGUUAAUUUACUUGCAAGAUAUAGUUCCGCACCAACUCGAAGACAUUGGAAUAGCAUUGAAUAUCAUUCGAUAGCUCUGAGGUAUGGGGCGGUAUUUAGAACAAGCUUAGUUGGGAAAAAGGUGAUAGUUUCCACGGAUCCUGAAGUCAACACUUACAUUUUUCAACAGGAAGAUAGAUCUGUCUUAUUAUGGUACACAGAGAGUUUCAUGAAAGUUCUUGGAAAAAAAAGUCUUCUCACUCAUCACGGGGAAAUUCACAAAUACCUCAAGAACUUGAUUCUACACCUUGUUGGCCCCGAAAACCUCAAGGCAAAUGUAAUGAACGAACUGGAUGCAGUGAUUUGCAGACAUCUGCAAGCUUGGGCCAGAUAUGGAACUGUGGACUUGAAAGAAGUAACCUCAAAUAUGUUAUUUGACUAUGCUGCUAAGCAGUUGAUGAGUUAUGAUGAGUCGAAAACACCCUUGAAAUUGGCAGAGAAUUUCAAAGCUUUUAUCUAUGGUCUCCUCUCUUUUCCUCUUAACAUCCCUGGCACUGCAUACCAUGCUUGUCUCCAGGGACGUAAAAAUGCUACAAAGAUAAUUAGGGAUAUCUACAACGAUAGGAAAGCAUCAAAGAUUCAUCGCGGUGAUUUCUUGGAUCAUUUGCUUGAGGAAGUGGAGAGUGAAAAGUCUAUUUUGAAUGAAUCAUCUGCCAUUGACUUGGUCUUGAUUCUUCUGUUUGCUUAUCAUGAAACUACUUCGACAACAUUAACAUUAGUACCAAAGUUUAUCUCUGAUCAUCCCAACGUGCUGGCAGAACUUACGAAAGAGCAUACAGAAAUUCUGAAAAACCGUGAUGAUGAAACAUCUGAAAUUACGUGGCAAGAAUACAAGUCAUCAAUGACUUUUACGCAUAUGGUUAUCAAUGAAACAGUAAGGUUGGCAAAUAUUGUCCCGGCGAUUUUCAGAAAGGUCGUAAAAGAUGUGGAAGUGAAGGGAUAUACAAUUCCUGAAGGCUGGCUAGUCAUGGUUGCUCCAAAUGCUCUACAUCUAAACCCAGAUGUGUACACCGAUCCCCACACAUUUAACCCAUGGCGAUGGGAGGGAAAAGAAUUGCAUGCAGGGUCUAAAACGUUCAUGGCGUUCGGUGGUGGUGUGAGACUCUGCGUGGGAGCCGACUUUGCAAAGCUUCAAAUGGCUAUAUUUAUUCAUCACUUGGUCACAAAAUACAGGUGGAAAGUAAAUGGAGGAGAUGAGAAGAUGAUUCGAAGGCCAGGUUUGGUGUUCCCGAAUGGUCUACCAAUUGAGAUCUCCGAAAAGGACAAGUGCUGAAGAAGAGACCAUUAGAUCCAUAGAUAAUGCGAAACGAAAUAAAUGCACCUCAAGAUGAUCUUAUAUGAUCUUAUAUUAUAUAUUAAGGGUGCCAUAUUAGUGAUAUUGAUCAUUAUCAGUAUGUGUUUAAUUUUCCAAUCAAUAACAUGAUGAUUUUAAGUA
Carya illinoinensis is the source of this 1903-nucleotide messenger RNA. Its product is annotated as cytochrome P450 87A3-like. Gene Ontology annotation, molecular function: monooxygenase activity; iron ion binding; heme binding. Gene Ontology annotation, biological process: sterol metabolic process. The coding region runs from base 389 to 1741 and encodes 450 amino acids. NCBI's taxonomy places the organism in Eukaryota, Viridiplantae, Streptophyta, Magnoliopsida, Fagales, Juglandaceae. The transcript has 11 exons. The record is from RefSeq and is a predicted model, not a curated record.